Molecule: messenger RNA, 8946 nt
Organism: Ochotona curzoniae (black-lipped pika)
Lineage: Eukaryota; Metazoa; Chordata; Mammalia; Lagomorpha; Ochotonidae
Gene: NUFIP2
Product: nuclear FMR1 interacting protein 2
Exons: 4
Coding region: 90-2177 (695 amino acids)
Cellular component (GO): cytoplasmic stress granule; nucleoplasm
Molecular function (GO): RNA binding
Source: RefSeq, a predicted model, not a curated record
AGAUAUACUGAGUGAGCCCUGAGAAGCAGUCUCAGAUCCUGACGGUGCAGCAGCCUGCAGCCUCAGCCCGGGAGUCCCAGCCGCUUUCAAUGGAGGAGAAGCCCGGCCAGCCACAGCCUCAACACCAUCACAGCCACCACCACCCGCACCAUCAUCCCCAGCAGCAACAGCAACAGCAGCCGCACCACCACCACCAUUAUUAUUUCUACAACCACAGCCACAACCACCAUCAUCACCACCACCACCAGCAGCCUCACCAGUACCUGCAGCAUGGGGCCGAGGGCAGCCCCAAGGCCCAGCCAAAGCCGCUGAAACAUGAGCAGAAGCACACCCUCCAGCACCAGGAAACGCCGAAGAAGAAAACAGGCUAUGGUGAACUAAAUGGUAAUGCUGGAGAAAGAGAAAUAUCUUUAAAGAGUCUGGGUUCUGAUGAAGUUACCAACCCUAUCUCCAGGGUCCUCAAUGGCAACCAGCAAGCUGUAGAUCCCAGCCUGAAGCAGACUUUAAAGGCCAGCACCUUUGGCAAGGCAGGAAUUAAAACCAAGAAUUUCAUUCAGAAGAACAGUAUGGACAGAAAGAAUGGGAAGUCUUAUGAAAACAAAUCCGGAGAGAACCAGUCUCUAGAUAAGACUGAUGCUGUAGCAAUUCCAAAUGGUGUUGUAACAAAUAAUUCAGGCUAUAUUGCAAAUGGUUAUAUGGGCAAAGGCGUAGAUAAUGAUGGUAGUGGAUCGGAGAGCGGAUAUACUACUCCUAAGAAAAGAAAAGCUAGGCGCAAUAGUGCCAAGGGUUGUGAAAACCUUAAUUUAGUGCAGGACAAAAUAAUGCAACAAGAGACCAGUGUCCCAACCUUAAAACAGGGACUUGAAACUUUCAAGCCUGACUAUAGUGAACAAAAGGGAAAUCGAGUAGAUGGCUCAAAGCCCGUUUGGAAGUAUGAAACUGGGCCUGGAGGAGCAAGUCGAGGAAAACCUGUGAGUGAUAUGCUUCGGAAAAGCUCAGAUAUUAAACCUGGUGUGAGCAGCAAAAAAUUUGAUGAUCGGCCCAAAGGAAAGCAUGCUUCAGCUGUGGCUUCCAAAGAAGACUCGUGGACCUUAUUUAAACCACCUCCAGUUUUCCCAGUGGACAACAGCAGUGCUAAAAUUGUUCCUAAAAUAAGUUAUGCAAGCAAAGUUAAGGAAAACCUUAACAAAACCAUACAGAACUCUUCUGUGUCACCAUCUUCAUCCUCGUCUUCGUCAUCAUCUACUGGAGAAAGUCAGACACAAUGUUCUUCAAGUCGGUUAUCCCAGGUUCCUAUGUCGGCACUGAAAUCUGUUACUUCUGCCAACUUUUCUAAUGGGCCCGUUUUAGCAGGAACUGAUGCAAGCGUGUAUCCUCCAGGGGGUCAGCCACUGCUUACUACUGCUGCUAAUACUUUAACACCCAUUUCUUCUGGGACUGAUUCAGUUCUCCAGGACAUGAGUCUAACUUCAGCAGCUGUUGAACAAAUUAAGUCUAGCCUUUUUAUUUAUCCUUCCAGUAUGCAAACUGUGCUUUUGAGCACUGCACAAGUGGAUCUGCCCUCUCAGACCGAUCAGCAAAACCUGGGGGAUAUCUUCCAAAAUCAAUGGGGCUUAUCAUUUAUAAAUGAGCCCAGUGCUGGCCCUGAGACUGUUAUUGGGAAGUCAUCAGAUCAUAAAGUGAUGGAAGUGACAUUUCAAGGAGAAUAUCCUGCUACUUUGGUUUCACAGGGUGCUGAAAUAAUCCCCUCAGGAACUGAGCAUCCUGUGUUUCCCAAGGCUUAUGAGCUGGAGAAACGGACUAGUCCUCAAGUUCUGAGUAGCAUUCUAAAACCUGGGACUACUAAUGAGAGUGGAGCCUUAUCCUUGGAACCCAGUCAUAUAGGUGACCUGCAAAAAGCAGACACCAGUAGUCAAGGUGCUUUAGUGUUUCUCUCAAAGGACUACGAGAUAGAAAAUCAAAAUCCUUUGGCCUCUCCUACGAACACUUUAUUAGGCUCCGCCAAAGAACAAAGAUACCAGAGAGGCCUAGAAAGAAAUGAUAGCUGGGGUUCUUUUGACCUGAGGGCUGCUAUUGUAUAUCACACUAAAGAAAUGGAAUCUAUUUGGAAUUUACAGAAGCAAGAUCCCAAAAGGAUAAUCACUUACAAUGAAGCCAUGGAUAGUCCAGAUCAGUGAAGGACCCGACUGCCUAAUCGUAACCUUUCUGCAGCAUUAGAGCCACCGUUCAUGGGGGACACAAGGCUUUUAUGCUCCUAGAUCUUCAACGCAGCAGAGGAACCAUAAGUAGAAUCACAGGAUAAUAUAUACAAAUAUAUAUAUAUAUACAUAUAUAUAUAGUUAUUUAAAAAAAAGGCAACUGAAAGUAAUUAGACUUCUUAAGGAAUCAAAUUUAUUUCAAGAGACUACACAUGGUUAUUUAAUCUCCGGUACUGCAUAGUUUUUUCUUCUUUGUUAGUUUUUGUUUUUAAGUGUGAAUGCAAGUGAUUAAUGAAUACAGACUUAACAAGCGUGGUUCUGAAGUUCCUGCUGUCAUCAACUUGGGCAACAAAUGACCCACUGGAAAGGCAAAUCCACUUAAAAGAUCUCUAUUCUUGUUCUGUGACUGAAUUGAUACACUAAUCACGGGGAACCCAGAAUAAUUCAACAUUUCCCCUACUCCUCCCUUGAUCCUUUGUUUUUACUUUAACCCUGCAACAGUUCUGGAUAAAUGCCUUGAAGUUUGCAGGGGUAUAUGUGUUUUGUUUUUUUUAGCGAAUAUAAUUUGCAUGUCUUGCCAGAAGUUAAGCAGCCUCUGUAGGAUGUUGGGGGGGGUGGGAUAUUUGUUUCUUUUUCUUUCUUUUUUUUUUUUUUUUUUUUAAGGGAUGGGAAUAGGGGAGGGCAUUGAAGUGCUACAGUUCUGGAAUAGUUUGUGGAUACCUGGUUAACUUGGCUUGAUAGCAUGUUGGACUUUAGCAACUGAGAAAUCCAUGAUUGUCAUUAAUAGAAAAGUUACAGAACAAGCAAUUGGCUGAGAUGUGGAAAAAGUAGUCCCUUUGACCAUAUUUUAAUGUAAUUGUGUAACUGGGAGCAAAAAUACUCUGCUUUUCAUCUGUAGGUGCUCCAGACUUGCUCUCUGUCAACUAACACUAAAUGUGCUGUUUUCUGUUUUUCAUCAAACAUUUAAGAGAAACUUUUGUAUCUUUCUGUAAAAUUUCUUAAUUUCUAAGCAAAAUCUAAAGAGGGGGAUGCCCAUGAAAAUUAAAAUUUCAUGUUUUUAGAUAGUGAGGAAAUAAUAAGAUCCUGCCUGUAGAUGGUGUACAAAUCGUACUUCUAAGCUUAUUAGCUUCUAAUUGUAUCUUAAUAAAUAUAUUUUAUUACUAGAGCAAAAUGGGUUUUUUUAAGGAAAAUAAUGUGAAAUUCUGGAAAUUAUCUUUUGGGCAGAGAAAAGUAUUAGCCCUGUCUUACCAUCACAUUGCCAUCUUGUUUGACUGCAGCUUGUGUAUAGCAUGCUAAAAGAAAUUUGUGUGUGUGUGCAGAAAUUAAAGGUCCAAUUUAAGAUUGGGUGUUGUUAGUGGCAUAAUAACAAGUUCUCUGGCCUGACAGCAUCACAUUCACACACACAGAGAAAUUAGUAUAUCCAUGUAUGUUAAAUACAGAUUAAAGUAGCAGGGCAUUUAUUUAAAGAGUUGUAGUCUUUUAAUAAAAGUAGACUGGAUCUCCUGGGGGUAUUUGGGAGAGGGUAACUACUUUUGCUCUACUCCUUUGCUUAAGAAAUGUCCAGUUGUGAGCAACUGUAGAGUGAAUGGGUUUUCUUGUUCUGUUGAUUAUUUGAGACUUCUAACAAGUAGUUCAUGAAAGAAGACAUUGGACUCAACAUAGAAUAGGAAAAAUAUCUUUUUAGUCCGGAUUUCUGCCCUGCUUAGAAUUUUUUUUAAGAGUAUGAGCAUGGAUUGCCAAUUCCACUUGAUGUAAACAAAACUUUUUAUACAUAAUAUAUAUAUAUAAUAACUUAUUGUAUCAGUCCAGGUUCAGAAACUUGUGGUAGGCCAGUUCCAAAUAGUUUCAUGUCACCUGUAAGCUGUAUCACUUUUACUGGUAAUUGUAAUUUUCAAAUGUAUAAUAUGUUUACAGAUGUGCCCUGCUUUUAGUCUGCCUUGUUCUUAUUUUUUGUUCAAGUCUCCUGCCUGCUUGCCAAAAGCUAGGAUGCUUCAGGCCCAUGUAUAAUUGAGAGUAGAGGCAUCCUUGAGCUUUAAAGCAUUGAACAAACUGGAAAAUGCAACGUACCACAUAUUGAAGUGAAGAGUCUGUGUUUGUGUUUUUUAAAUAAAAAAUUUCAAAAAGUUUUUAAAAAAUACAUAAGGUUGAUUAAAGAAAAAAAAAAGGCUCCAGUUUGUUUUACAGGUUUUAAAGUUCUGCUGUGUGUUCAAUUGCCUUGUGUAACCACUUGUCGCCUUAGGGCCAGAUCCCCGACCCUCCACCUCCCUUUUUUAAAUGUCCAUUUUGCUUGCCUGGGAUUUUAAAGUUAUUCUGUCCCACAGCUCACACGAAACUUUCUGGGUUUGUGACAUAGAGGUUGAGUGAAUAUGUCUAUUUAAAAAAAAAAAAAAAAGAUCCAACUCCUGUCUGAAUUGGGCUUUUUAACUUAGAAGCAACACUUAAAUAUCUUUAUUGCUGUCACUUUUCUAAUUCCCUUCCAUAUCCCUUAGGCCUCCAUGUUCAGAGAAGCCAAAACGAGAAUGUGUCCCUUCUCUCUUUGUCCAAAGGUUUUUUAAAGUCUCACUUUUAAAUGAAACAAUGCAACAUUUCACUUUUGAUUUUUCCACUAAAAUUUCCUUAAUAAUAUAGUUAGAGGUAUACAGUAGCUAAGAACGUCUGUUAACUUUCUGGGAACCCUAGUUGCCCUGUCAUAUAAACUAUCAGUAUCUUCUGGGCACUUGGUUUAAUGGACUAAAUUGCCUAGGUUCAAGCAGGACUUUGAGACAAAUCUCCUUUGUGCUGAUUGGUAACACUUUUAAUUCUACUUGUUGCAAUCUUUCUCCUUAGGUCCUCACACAAUUCCUUACAGAGCACUUAUUAAAAAAAAUGUUAAGAGUUGAUCUGUUUUCUGAUUAUUUUUGUGUAAGCUUCUAAAACUUCAGCUGUGAUUAAUUUAGCACAUUUAAAUAACAUUAAUGUGUUACUGUUCGGCAUAAUGAAUUUUCCUUCAACUCAGAGUAUUAGUACUGUAGCAUAAACCAAAUACAGUCUAGAGGGACUAUUUAAAAAAUCCCUCCAUUAUAAAGACUGAAAAAGGUGUGUGUGUGUGUGUAUGUGUGUGUGUGUGUUGAGUGCUUGUAUGUGAGGGAAAGAUGGAGAUGUUAAAAAUUAGUAAAUGAAUAUGUGUAAGAUGUUAUAUUAGUAUUCAGAGGAUGAAACUUGUAUUUAUUUUGUGCCAUUUGUUUUCAUUACACAGUCAGGUGGUUUAAAUUCUUUAAAAGGGUAGUAUUUGAAAAAUGGCACUAAGAAUGAAAUCAUGACCUAUUUUUUUAAUAGCUAUGAAGAUACUAAUUAUUGAUGAAGAUUUCUUUAACAAUUUGUCCUGAUUGUAGGUGUCUGUGUCACAUACCACUCUCAUGUAGAUGUGUUGAAUAAUCUCCCCUCCCCACAAAAGACAGGGUGUAUUUAUCUUUUUAUUCACUCCCACUUUGCUGAACUGAAGUUAAUUGCAUAGCCUUUCCUAUAACCUUCUUAGUGAUGAGCCUGCACAUGAAGUGUAUUUACAGAAACUGUAGUCGCUCUUUUUCCUCCUACUUUCUAGGAGGGGAUAGCCAGUAAUAAGAUAUUUUGUUAAUGACCGCUUUUUUUCCUUCUUGAAAUAAAUGGCUGGAGCUUCUCUCCACUUUUGAAUUUUUCUGUCCUAUUUAAUCUGCUUACCUAGUCAUUGCUCAAAACCUGCAAAAACUAUACAGAAAAAAAAUGCUGCAUUGUUUUUCUCAAAUAACAGUUUUUAGUUGGAAUAUGAUAAAACUCAAGUAUGGAAAUUGUCCAAAAAACAAAAUGGUGUCACAGAAUAGUAUAUGGCAGUGAUAGUUUCAUACCUGGUUGUUAAGCUGGUUGCUAACCCUCAUCAGAAGCAUUUAAUGAUUUAUGUUUUGUCAUGCUGUAAACUUAAACACAAAAAAGCCAUUUAGUGUGAACUUGUUCAUCAUGUAUGAAAUGACCACAGGCAAAUAAAUUAAUAAGAUUUUACUUUUUAAAAUUUCACUGAAUAAGGAGGGACUCAUUCUUCUAAAGAGAAAUAGGAUAAUGGUCCAAUUGCUAAGGGACUGUGGUUGUGCCACCAGGCUGUGUCCUUUAGUAAAGGAUGAUCACUCUUAAGUACUUUGGCUGACUGAAGAACAAAUACAGUAUAGGGACCAGAUACAGAGGUGAUGGAGAGUAAAUUUUUGUCAUCAGAUCUGUUGAUGCUCUUUGUCAGUCAAAGUAGAACUUGCUAGAACACUCGUAACUUUGCUGUCUUUAAAAGAGGGUAGGACAGGUUUAUCUCCCUUCUUUCCAAUUUGUUUAGAAAGGAUGGGCAGAGAACUAGACCAGAGGCACAUAGGUUAAGGUUGGUAUUAUUAAUGUGAUUGACAGUAGCAGUAUUCUUUGGUGAAAAAUGAUGAUCUUGUGCUUUGGAUAUAUUAAAAUAUUUCUUUUCAAAAUUGGUUCAUAUGUGUGACAGCCAGGAGCACCCUGGGUUGGUUUAACAAAUGGUAAAUCAUUACCUCUCAAAAGCACUGCUCUACAGGGUUCUACACUAAAUUCACACCAUUUUGCUGCUCAAAGUAGUUAAAGAAUGCAGACAAUAGAAGGAAUAGUUUUUUAAGUUGCCUGCAUAAUAAAAAAUACCCAGGAUGAUGCAUUGCUGAGAAUAUCAAUAGCAGUUAGGAACUAUGGAACAGCCAUCAAAUGUGAUGUUGGUUGUUGAUUCAGAUUUCACUAUUCAUAAAAUUUCAGUUAUGUCCAGAGUUCUAAAGCCAUUUUUAUAAUACUGCAGUAUCCCUUUUUUAUAGCCUUAUUAAAAUUGCAAACGUUAUAAUUACUAAAGUUAUGAACAUUUUCCAAUUAAGUUUUACUUCCACUGUAUAUAAAGUGUAUUCUACAGACCAACUUGAGAUAAUUUGUACAGCUUUCCAUACACCCUUUUUUCCUCAGGUGCUAAUAAACAAAGGCUCCAAAAAUGGAUACUGCUCUAGUAACAUUGCUUUAUUAAAUGCGUAUUUCUUUUGCUGGAUGUAAAGAUUGGUAUUAACAAUGGUUAUAAUAUGUAAAUAUGAAUGAAUGCCAUUAGUUUGUCCAUGUGUCUUAGUGUGUUUUCAUUUAUUCUUUAUAAAGGAUCUUUCAAGAUCUCAAAUACAUUUCAUUAGGUAUAGUUGCAUUUUUAGGAUGAAGAUACAACUGUUCUGUCUUAGAUUAAUUCUGCUGCUAUGAGAAACUGAAAAUCAAGAAUGUGAUGCACUUUCUACAUUUCUAUAUAUCAUACAUAUACAUAUAUACCAUAGGUUGCUUUGAUAUUUCCUAUAGCACAGCCACUAACAAAAGUGAAUGAAUUAUAUUCUCUGAGAGGGAAUCAGUACAAGCGAAUAAUCCACAGUUGCUAUUGGCCGGUGAAGGACAAUUAACUUAAGGGAAUAAAAGUUCGGCUAAUACUACACUUUUUGGCCUUAAGGUGUUCUACUACUGAAAAUAUUUUGAUUCUAAGCUUUGUUCAUUGCUCCCUCUCUGCCUCAGAAAGGAAUUGGCAAGAAUGGCUUAAAAGAACCAUCAUUGGUUUUUGCUGAUCUUUUAGAAAGAAAACAAUUACCUAAUAUAUAAGCUGGGUAUUUUUUUUCUACAUACAAAGGAGGAAUAAUGCUGCCAUGAUCCACACAUAUGUAGUCUAAUCAGAUAUGACAACUCCCAACUAAUCCUGCUUCUCUAGUCUAUUACUUAGGAAGGAUAAACUUAAGUAGAAUAGGAGUGCUACCUGACAAGAGGAAAAAUCCUUUCUCAAGCACAUACUCGAACUUGAAGGAGAUGAAACCCAAGACAGUGGGGGGAAAACACCAAAUGGGAUAGAAGAAUAUGAUAAAGAGUGUGGUCCAAAGCUAUCUGGUUAUAUUUUGAUGUUGCCAAUAUUGUAAAGCCAAAAUUUUAAUUUGCUUAUUUAAUAUAUUUGUUGGCCAGAGAUCUAUUUUUAUAUCAAUGUGCCUUGCAUGUAUAUUGAAAUUUUUUGGAAAGGCCAUGUAGUAAUGCCUGAGAUAGUUGAUGGUUCUUACCACUCACUGAUCUUUAUGCAGUAUGAAAUGCUCAUUCUAUUGCCCAACUGGUGCUCUCUGUUUAAAGUUAUAGACCUUGUCAAACUGGAACUAUUUUAUAAACUGGGGAAGUGGUUUUUUUUGUUGUUGUUUCUUUUUUGUUUUUAGUGUGUUAGUGGCUGUUCUGUAGUGGGAAACAGUAAAAGAAUUUCUUGCUCUUUCUCUCCCCCCCACCUCCAGCACCUUCAAGUAAUGUGAUGACACCAUUUCUUGUGUGCUUUGAAAAAAAGUAUCAGCUUGCUGUCUCUUUUAGUGUUACUUUAAAAAGUGUUAUAAACAUUGUUUUCAAAAUUUAGGGAGAUAAUCAAGUCCAUUUUAAUUUGGAAUUCUGUAUGAGCUAUGAACCAAGUUAUCGGCUUUUACCAACUUUAAAAUUUUUUAUUGUUAAAGCACCUUGCUUAGAAGAUUUUAAAUAUUUAUGUCUGCAACAACUGUCUCAAAAUAAUAAACUGUGCAAUUCUUGUCAUUAAAAGAAAAUCUGAACUCUCCCAAAUGUGACUUGUUAGUUUCUCUGUAUUUUCUGCCAGUGUAAAUGUGAAAAGCUUUGCUUGCGUUACGUUUUAGAAAUGCAUUUUGCACACUCGAAUUUUGCCGAAGCUCCGUGAAAAGGUUAGAUCUAAGUAGAUGAAUAAAGCUAUGCACAUGUU